CCUCUCGCCACACUCUCUUGCGGCGUCCACAGAUACCCAGAUAGUUGCAUCACAAGGUAGAACUCAGAGAGAUCUCAUGGCGGCCAAGGGUCACGUCCUCGUGCUGCCCAUGCCGUGCCAGGGGCACGUCACCCCGCUCAUGGAGCUCUCGCACCGCCUCGCCGACGAGGGCUUCGAGGUCACCUUCGUCAACACGGAGGUAGACCACGCGCUGGUGCUCGGGGCGCUGCCGGCGGGCGGCGCGGCGGAGCUCCGGGAGCGCGGGAUCCACCUGGCCUUCAUCCCGGACGGCCUCGCCGACGGCGAGGACCGCAAGGACAUCAACAAGCUCGUCGACGCCUACUCGCGCCACAUGCCGGGCCACCUGGAGCGGCUCAUCCGCGACAUGGAGGCCGCCGGCGGGAGGCCCAAGGUGCGGUGGCUCGUCGGCGACGUCAACAUGGGGUGGUCGUUCGUCGUCGCCAGGAAGCUCGGCAUCCGCGUCGCCUCGUUCUGGCCGGCGGCCGCGGCGUGCCUCGCCAUCAUGCUCAAGAUCCCCAAGCUGGUCGAGGACGGCGUCCUUAACAACAAGGGAUGGCCAGAGCGGCAAGAGACGUUGCAGUUGGCGCCGGGGAUGCCGCCGCUGCACACGUCGCUGCUAUCGUGGAACAACGCCGGCGCGCCGGAAGGGCAACACAUCAUCUUCGACCUUGUGUGCCGGAACAACAAGCUCAACGACAUCGCGGAGAUAACCGUGUGCAACUCCUUCCACGAGGCCGAGGCCGGCGUGUUCAAGCUCUUCCCGGACCUCCUCCCCAUCGGCCCGCUCGUUGCUGACCAAGAGCUCCAGCGGCCCGUGGGCCACUUCUUGCCGGAGGACACUGGGUGCCUGGAGUGGCUCGAUGCGCAGACGGGCGGCUCCGUCGUGUACGUGGCCUUCGGUAGCAUGGCCAUCUUCGACGCGCGUCAGUUCCAGGAGCUCGCCGAGGGGUUGGAGCUCACCGGCCGGCCGUUCUUGUGGGUGGUCCGACCAGACUUCACCCCGGGCCUGAGCAAGCUGUGGUUGGACAGCUUUCGGCUCCGCCUCGCCAGCACCGGCAAGGGCAUGAUCGUCACCUGGUGCUCCCAGCAGCGUGUCCUAGCGCACUCGGCCGUGGCAUGCUUCGUCUCGCACUGUGGCUGGAACUCGACGCUGGAGGGGGUGCGCAACGGCGUGCCGUUCCUGUGCUGGCCCUACUUCUGCGACCAGUUCCUCGACCAGAACUACGUCACUGCUGUGUGGCGCACAGGGCUGGCGGUGUCGCCUGACGAGGACGGCGUCGUGACGAAGGAGGAGGUGAGGAGCAAGGUGGAGCAGGUCGUGGGCGACACCGAGAUCAGGGAGAGGGCGCAACUGCUCAGGGACACGGCGCGCACGUGCGUCACACGGGGCGGCUCGUCGCACAAGAAUUUCAAGAAAUUUAUCGACCUCCUCAGUGAAUGAUGACCUAUUGAAAUGCAUGCAUAGAAAGAAAAAGUAUUUUCAUCGAUCUGUUGUGUGUCCAUGUUUUUUUAUGUCAGCUAAAUAAUUAUUUAAAAUAAAAAAUAGGAUGUAUUAAUAUGCUAUAUAUUAUCACAUAAACAUGCAAGUUCAAA
This is a messenger RNA of Oryza brachyantha (malo sina), 1614 nucleotides long. Its product is annotated as UDP-glycosyltransferase 83A1-like. Gene Ontology annotation, molecular function: UDP-glycosyltransferase activity. The transcript is spliced from 2 exons. The record is from RefSeq and is a predicted model, not a curated record. Lineage: Eukaryota; Viridiplantae; Streptophyta; Magnoliopsida; Poales; Poaceae. The coding region runs from base 77 to 1462 and encodes 461 amino acids.